AUGGGAUCGAGUUGCGAAUCUGUACGGACGGUGAACUCUUCGUCGGCGUCUACGGUGGUGAUGAGCUCUAUUCCUCCGUUUCUGAGCAAAACUUACGAUAUGGUUGAUGAUCAAUCGACCAACGAGGUGGUUUCAUGGAGCAGUGGGAACAACAGCUUCGUCGUCUGGAACGUGCCUGAGUUUGCGAAACAGUUUCUACCAAAGUAUUUCAAGCACAACAAUUUCUCCAGUUUUGUCAGACAGCUGAAUACUUAUGGUUUCAGAAAAGUUGAUCCAGAUCGCUGGGAAUUUGCAAAUGAGGGAUUUUUAAGAGGCCAAAAACAAUUACUAAAGAGUAUUGUGCGGCGAAAACCUUCUCAAGUGCAGCCUCAACAACAACCUCAAGUUCAGCACUCAUCUGUUGGUGCGUGCACUGAAGUGGGGAAGUUUGGACUCGAAGAAGAAGUGGAUAGACUCCAGCGGGAUAAGAACGUCCUUAUGCAGGAACUUGUAAGGUUAAGGCAGCAACAACAAGUUACCGAACAUCAUCUACAAAACGUGGGACAGAAAGUUCAUGUGAUGGAGCAGAGGCAGCAACAAAUGAUGUCAUUUCUGGCUAAGGCUGUCCAAAGUCCAGGUUUCUUGAACCAGUUUGCGCAGCAGAAUAAUGAGGCAAACCAGAACAUUUCUGAAAGCAACAAAAAGAGGAGGCUACCUGUUGAGGACCAGAUGAAUUCUGGAAGUCACGGGGUUAAUGGUCUUAGCCGCCAGAUCGUGAGAUAUCAGUCAUCGAUGAAUGAAGCAACAAACACUAUGCUACAACAGAUACAAAAUAUGAGUGACUCACAUAGCCAGCAUCAAACCCUAUCCAACAAUCAUGGUAGCUUUCUUUUGGGCGAUGUUCCAAAUCCUAACCUUUCAGACAAUGGGAGCUCCUCAAAUGGUGCAUCUGGAGUUACAUUGGCAGAUGUUUCAUCCAAUCCUGCACGCUCACAUCCUUCAAUGGAGUAUCACGACCCUUGUGAAACAAAUCAUGUCCUGGAGACCAAUUUACCUUAUUCUCAAGGUGAUCUCUUAGCUCCAAAGCAAGGAGUAGCAGUAGAAGCAGCUUAUGGGAGCCCGAACUCGGAUCUAGUUGGGUGCGAGGCAGAUAAUGGAGAGUGUUUGGAUCCAAUAAUGGCUGUUUUGGAUGGCUCAGUGGAACUAGAACCCAAUGCCAUAAACGAGUUGAUUCCUGGAGUCCAAGAUACCUUUUGGGAACAGUUCCUUGGCGAGAGCCCAGUGAUUGGUGACACCGAUGAGCUAAUCUCAGGAUCAGUGGAAAAUAAUCUGAUAAUGGAGCAGCUAGAGUUACAAUCCAACCUGGGGAAUGUGUGGAGCAAGAAUCAACAAAUGAACCAUCUUACUGAACAGAUGGGACUUCUCACAUCUGACGCGCUAAUAAGGAAAUGA
Messenger RNA from Arabis nemorensis, 1431 nucleotides. The record is from the annotation of a GenBank genome assembly. NCBI's taxonomy places the organism in Eukaryota, Viridiplantae, Streptophyta, Magnoliopsida, Brassicales, Brassicaceae.